AUGGGGUCGGCUGUGGAAGAAGAGGAGCAGUUUAUACGGAAAAAUUCAGUAGAAAUAACCGGAGUGCCGGAAGUGUCUGACGAAGAUGUGUUUCAAGUUAUAGAGAAAGUUGGUAAAGGACUAGGAAUUGAAGUAACCCAAAACAUGCUUGUAGGAUGCCAACGAUUCGGAGAGAAAAAAGGACCUGAAGAUAAAACAAGAAGCAUUGUCGUCAACUUUGCAAAAAGAAAACAUAAAGAGGAAUUUCUGCAGAAAAGAAAAUUGCGAAAGAUUCUUACAACCAAAGACAUUGAUUUGCCCGGGAAUACGUUCAUUUAUGUAAAUGAGAGUUUGAGUGAAGAAAACCGGAAAAUUUUGAAUGCUGCGAGGGACGUCAAGAGAAAAAAGGGAUUUAAAUAUUUGUGGGUGAGAAACGGAAAAAUUCUUCUUCGGAAGGAGGAAAAUGGAAAUGUUAUUACACUUUCGUCGUUAGAACAAGUUGCAUCUCUCUAA
Messenger RNA from Macrosteles quadrilineatus (aster leafhopper), 492 nucleotides. RefSeq lists its product as uncharacterized. Lineage: Eukaryota; Metazoa; Arthropoda; Insecta; Hemiptera; Cicadellidae. The transcript has a single exon. Bases 1 to 492 code for a protein of 163 amino acids. The record is from RefSeq and is a predicted model, not a curated record.